AUGUUCGACAGGAGCCACAACAACAGUAACAAUAUCAAUCGUAACGAGGCGUACGAGUCCGCUCGAUCUGAUGCCGUCGAGUCCGACGUGGCGUCUCUCCAGAACUGUAACAAGUCGCUGUACGUCUGUCUCGUCUUCCUCUCGCUCUUCCUCGUGGGCGGUGGCAUUGCCCUCGGCGUGACGUCCAACGCGAGCGACAGCGCGACUGCCACAGCCAAAACCGCAGCCGUACCGCAAGAAGACCCUCAAGCGAUAGUCAAUAUCAACAAUAACAAUAACGACUCGCCGGGGGGUUAUAACUUUAUAGCUCCGGUACAAACCCAUCAAGAGCCGAUCGAGGGAGACACAAGCAGACAAACUGGUGCUCCGCAAUUGUCUGCGAACGACAUUGAUGCGGUGUAUCCGAAUGUUCAAUGGGACUCGUUCCAGGACUCGACUUCGGCCGUCAAUGCAAUUGCUGGCAACGUGUCUCCUCCGCUGAGCUCGUUGUUGUCGCCGGGUGGGAACAAUUCGACUGCUACUGUUGCUGUUGCUCCAGGUUCUACCCCAGCUGUUGCUGCUGUGAAGCCACAGCCACUAGAAGCAGUUCAGUCUCCUUUGCAGUAUUCGAUAAAGGAGACGCUGAGCUACCGUGUCGUGGACUUUAACUGGACGGAUGCGACCAAGUGGCAACAUGCAAGUGGGGCAGCCGUGCCGAGCACGAACGAUAUGUUCACGAACAGCGGCAUUCGACUCACGGGUGAGAACAGUAAGGAGCCUCUCCGUACGGUUGAAGGAUGGAGUGGCGAGAAAGUCGUGUUCAUUGAGUGGGAACGCACGAGCUCCAGCGACACGAACAUCUGGAUGUUAAACACCAAGUUGCAGUCGCAAUUCGGUAAGGCGAAUGGCUGGCCGUACUGGGGCGAGCUAGACCUGUUCGAGAUGUUUACGCAGGACGUUGUCGGUAGUCCUGGCAACGACUAUAGUGGACAUGGAAGUUUUUCUGACGUGUCGAGUUACGGUCAAUCGACACUGCACAUGGGACCUGCUACUGAGAAUGGCAGUCCUUGCUUUUGCCCCACCCAACCUUCCAAGAGCUUGUGGUACGGCAACGCAGAACCCAUGACGUCGGGCUGCACAGCCCAGUUCUCGAAUGACGUGUCAAACUCAAUUGCAGCAGUGUGGGGCUCUGACACUACGGGUCAGUACAUUCAGUUCAUCCAACAACCGACCAUUACCGAAGGUGGCAAGCUCAAUGGAGUCGAUACGUACGAUGUUGAUAUUGGUAGCCGUGGUGUCACGUCCAAGAUUUACAACAAUGCCAAGCUCUUCUGGGGCAUCGACGCUUCCGAGGCAUGCGCCAAGACUGGUGGCCAUGAUGCGGCAUCGGGUUUUCCUUUCUUCGAGAGCUUUCGUAUUGUUUUGGAAGAGCAGAAGAAGAAUGACAAGAGUGCAUCGUUUACCGUCACGAACGUCCAGAUCUUCACCAAGAUCUAG
Molecule: messenger RNA, 1476 nt
Organism: Hyaloperonospora brassicae
Lineage: Eukaryota; Oomycota; Peronosporomycetes; Peronosporales; Peronosporaceae
Source: the annotation of a GenBank genome assembly